UUCUCUUCUGUUUCGAAAUCUUUGAAUUUUUUGACAACAGAAGGUUUUGAAAUUCUGUUGUAUUGUGGAAGCUGAUACACAGCAGCAACUGAAAACGAUUAUGAGCAUAACGAGUUAAAUUAUUUUGCUGUGACGCAGGCGAAGAGUUGCUAGCACUGUAAUCUGAACGUGGCAGACGGGAUUUGGACGUGGAUUUGAGUUGUUCUUGUUCUCGUAGAAGAAGGAAAGAAAGUCAAAAUUCAUGUGUUGUGAGAAUUUUGUGGUUUGUUUAAUCGGUUGUUCAACUAAAGAAAAAUGGUUAUCGUGGCACCUGGACUGGAUAAAGGCUCGGACAUGAAUGCGAAACGGGAUAGCAGUAUCCACUUUACGUCCAACCGAACCACUUCAAACGCAGCUGGUGCCAAAUCUAUCAAAGAUGAUGACCACGCGAUAUCCAACAAAACUCGCACAGGCCCACAUACCGUUGUCGUUACGAAAUCUGAAACUGGAUUCGGUUUUAAUGUUCGCGGCCAGAUCGGAGAGGGUGGUCCCAUGAAAAGUAUUAACGGUGAACUGUAUGCUCCGCUGCAGCAUGUUAGUGCCGUUUUGGAAGGAGGUGCGGCAGAGCAAGCGGGACUCCGUAAAGGCGACCGCAUCCUGGAAGUGAAUGGUGUCAGUGUGGAAGGAGCGACGCAUAAGCAAGUGGUUGAUCUCAUCCGAUCAGGCGGCCAUGUGUUGACGCUCACCGUCAUUACCGUUACCCAUGAAGACGCCGAGCGCCUGGAGCCACAAGAAGAGUCGACGAACUUUGCCAUUGAUUACACGGAGCGCCGUUCACUACCAAUUAGCAUUCCCGAGUAUAAAUUAAUUGAGAAGAAUGGUGAAAAGUUUGCUGUUUUCUGUAUCCACAUGGCGGGUCGGCAUCUAUGUUCAAGACGGUACAAGCAGUUUGACGAAUUGCACAAUAGUCUUAAACGUGAAUUUUACGAUUUUCCGUACCCGAAGUUCCCUUCCAAGUGGCCUUUUUCCCUCUCGGAACAACAGACCGAUGCACGACGCCGAAAACUGGAACAGUGGCUAGAGCGCGUCUGUUCUGUGCGGGUAAUUGCGGAUUCGGACAUUAUGCAGGAUUUCUUAAACAGUCCCGAAUCAGGCGGUGUGAAGUCGGACACGGUAACCGAUGUGGAAAUUAAAAUAUUGCUUCCGGAUAAGUCAACCGUGACCCUGACCAUUGACAAGACGGCCUGCACACCCGUUGUUUACCGCAUGACAGCCACGGCUGUGCGCUUACCAGAAGAAUUAUUGCCACACUUCGCAUUGUUUGAACUUGUUGAGUAUUCGUUUGAGCGUAAGUUACGCGAUGACGAACGACCGCAUGAGAUUUAUAUUCAUAAUUAUACGACCGCCACCAACACAUGCAUAAGUUUCGGCAAGUGGGUGUUCAAUCCACAAACGGAGCUGCGAUUGACGGAGCGGCAUGAGAUAGCGUUGAACUACUUCUUCUGGCAGGCAGUGGAUGAGGUGAACCGCGGACACAUUCGCUCGGGAACCCGCUUGCAUGAACUGAAAGCUUUACAGGAUGCGGCAAAGAAGAUUGAAUAUCUGGCUCUGUGCCGCGCGCUUCCAGGUUACGGAUCUUUCAGCUUUCCUCCAUGUUCUAGCGAUGCUCGAAAAGGCUCACCCGUUAUUCCCAUUGUGUUACUCUCCAAAUUUAAACUGCAGGCAUGUACGGCGGAUGGAACACCCGAAAGCCAAGAGAUUGAUUUCGAAUGGAAGGACAUCACAAAGUGGCAGAUCGAACGAGGAGGAAACGAAGAUGAACAACCGUUCUUCAGUUUCGACUACGCUAGGCCACAACGACCUGUUCGUACUGUUAAAAUUUACACUCCGUUUUUUCUGUUUCUGAACGAAUGCUUUGAUAAGGUAAAGAUUGAACGAGAAGGCAUUGUAGAAACGUAAAACUAAGUAAUGUUAAAGGGUGAAUUGUCACGUCAAAAUUUUUGUGAUACCAUUGUGAACUUACUUUCCGAAAACAAGCAUCCCCGUACUAUCUCGUCAUCUUGUGAAUACGUUGUUGAUUUUGUGUUGAUUUUAUUCCGAUUGAUUUUAACCAUCUAAUUUUAUUGCCAGUUCUGCUUGUAUUUACUAUUGAUUGCGUGUUAGGUUUGCCUAUAAAAACCCGAAAUUUA
Messenger RNA from Paramacrobiotus metropolitanus, 2168 nucleotides. RefSeq names its product sorting nexin-27-like. The transcript is spliced from 2 exons. Gene Ontology annotation, molecular function: phosphatidylinositol-3-phosphate binding; protein binding. Gene Ontology annotation, biological process: intracellular protein transport; signal transduction. NCBI's taxonomy places the organism in Eukaryota, Metazoa, Tardigrada, Eutardigrada, Parachela, Macrobiotidae. The coding region runs from base 295 to 1938 and encodes 547 amino acids. Gene Ontology annotation, cellular component: early endosome. The record is from RefSeq and is a predicted model, not a curated record.